This is a messenger RNA of Calypte anna (Anna's hummingbird), 3828 nucleotides long. Its product is annotated as ectonucleoside triphosphate diphosphohydrolase 8. Lineage: Eukaryota; Metazoa; Chordata; Aves; Apodiformes; Trochilidae. The coding region runs from base 679 to 2298 and encodes 539 amino acids. The transcript is spliced from 12 exons. Gene Ontology annotation, cellular component: plasma membrane. Gene Ontology annotation, biological process: nucleoside diphosphate catabolic process. The record is from RefSeq and is a predicted model, not a curated record. Gene Ontology annotation, molecular function: GDP phosphatase activity; UDP phosphatase activity.
CACCUGCUGUCAGAGGAAUGAGACAUUUAGGUCACUUUUUCAGUUCUGAGCAAAUAGCGCUCAUCCCUCUCACCAGAGCACAGCCCUGAAGGCAAACAGGACCAGGGCUCAGCAGCUCUGAGACCCAAGGGGAGCCCUGGCAGAAGGGGUGUCCCUGGGGACCAGGCACCCCCCAGCCCUUCCCUCUCCUGUGGUGCUCCCUGCUCAGGUGUUUUAGAAGGAAAAAAACCCAAACCCAGCUCUUUGGGUGGGAUUAUAUGAAGCAAAUUGAGGACUGGACUGCCUGUGGCUGGGUUGCUGCCUCUGUGCUGGAGCCCAGGAGAGGUGCUGGGUGCUGCACAUGGGACAGCUGUGGGCAUGGGGGAGACAGCUUUGUGCCUCCUGCAGCACUGAGGAGGAAGGAGAAGGGGCCAAUUCUCAACCCAUUCAGCAGGAGGAGCAUCUCACCUGGAGUCUGGGAGCAGUUCCCCAUGUCCUCUUCUCUCUGGAGCAGUGUUUGUUUCUUUGGCUCCUCCUGGAACUGAUCCUUCCCAGUAGAGGACUCCCCACUUACACAACUGGAGAUAGUGCCAGCCUGGAGACAGCUUCUGGAGCUGAUGUCCCUGCAGCUCUCACUGCCUAUGGUGUUCCCAGUCCCAUCACCUUUCUCCUGGGUCUGAGUUUUCAGGAGCCUUCACCAUGAUCUUUGCCAACAAGAAGCACUUCCCCACUGCCAUCAUCGGGGUGCUGGUUGUAUUUUCCAUCACUGCCCUUGUCCUCAGCCUGGUGAAGACUGACGAUGUCACCCUGCCACCCACGGUCAAGAUGAAGGCAGAAGAAAUGCUGCCUGGCCACCUAGAAGGGAGGGAAGCCUCCUCUGAAACCAGCACCAGCUUUGCCUUUGAUGUCUUUCAAGGAGAUUAUUGGGACAGAUGGGUAGGGCCCACCCAGUAUGGGCUGGUGUUUGAUGCAGGCUCAUCUCACACCUCCCUGUUCCUCUAUGAGUGGGACUCAGACAAGGAGAACGACACGGGGGUGGUCAGCCAGACCUUGUCCUGUGAUGUCCAGGGUCAAGGCAUAUCAAGCUAUGCCAAGGAUCCCCCCAAAGCUGGAGAUUCCCUACGAGCGUGCCUGGAAAAAGCCCUGAAGGUCAUUCCUGCUGGGAAACAGAGGGAUGUCCCAGUAUAUCUCGGAGCAACAGCAGGCAUGAGGCUGCUGAGGGAACAGAACAGCUCAGCUGCAGCCCAAAUCCUGGCUGAGGCUGCUAAAACCAUACAAGAGUAUCCUGUGGCCUUCAAAGGGGCUCGAAUCCUCACAGGAGAGGAGGAAGGGGCUUAUGGCUGGAUCACCAUCAACUACCUGCUGGAUUCCUUCACCAAGUACUCCCCCAAAGCACACACCUGGGUUCAUCCAGAGGCAGCCAACAUUUUGGGAGCACUGGAUCUUGGAGGAGCAUCCACUCAAAUCAGCUUUAUGCCUGAAGGUUCAGUGAGGAACUGGAGUGAAACCUCCACGUUUACACUCUAUGGGUACAACUACAACAUCUACACCCAGAGCUACCUCUGCUACGGGCAGAAUGAGAUCCUGAAGAGACUGGAAAAGGAAUUAAUUGUGGAGGCAGCCUUCAGCUCUCGAGUUGAGCACCCUUGCUACCCAAAAGACUUCAACGAAACCAUCUCCCUGUCAUCCUUCAGCACCAGCCCCUGCACCAACCAGAGCGACCCAGGCCUGGCAUUCGGUGAUGGGGACGUCACCCUGGAGGGCAGUGGCAAUGCCAGUGCCUGCCUGGCAGCCCUCAGGAAGCUUUUCAACUUCUCAGCCUGUGGGCAGAUCCAGGACUGCACCUUCGAUGGUGUCACCCAACCCCCCCUCACCGGGCAGUUCAUCGCUUUCUCUGCCUUUUACUACAACUUCAAGUUUCUCAACCUGACCAAGGGGCAGCCUCUGGCCACUGUCAGGGAGACCAUCAAGGAUUUCUGCACCAGAAGCUGGGAAGAUCUGUCUUCCAGUUACCCUGAUGAGAAUCCUCAGCGACUGUCAAAAUACUGCACCAAUGCCAACUACAUCCUCACACUCCUCAGUGCCUACAAGUUCAAUGAGAGCAGCUGGAACAACAUCUUCUUUCAGAUGAAGGCAGGGAGUGCAGACAUUGGUUGGACCCUGGGCUACAUGCUGAACCUCACCAACAUGAUCCCAGAGGAGGCUCCAGCACGGAGGAAGGCACAGGUUCCUUCCCUCUGGGCUGCAGCUGUUGCCUUCAUCAUCCUCACCCUCACCUUGGGCUUUGCUGCCCUACUUCUGCUCUUGUGGGGGAGGUAGGAGCUGGGCUGCACUUUGGAGCCUGCCAGGGGUCGAGGGCUGCUGCACCGUGGUGCCCUCUGCUUCUGCCAGCAGGACUGGGACUGACUCGGCCAUGCUGAGCACCUUGACCUCUACAGCACUGAAGAGCCAUGGGCUGACCUCCCAAGGGACUGUCCCCCACAUGCAGAGGCACCACAGGAGGCUUCCAAAGGAUCCCCACUCUUGUGGAGACCUGCUGGGAUAAACCUACACACCACAGGAACCUCAGCCAUGUUUAUCUACCUCCUGGCACCACUAUGGGUGCCUCGAUCCCACCAGCUGGGAAAUGGGGCCAUGGAAAACCACCCUGGCCAUGGAAGAGCUCCCCAAGUGCUAGAGCAGAGCUGCAGGCAUUUGCUGAGAGUGCUUCAUGGGAUGCUGGGUCUGACCAUGGUCACCAGGCAGGUCCCUGCCAUGCAAGGCUCUGCAGUGCCCCAGCUGCAUCUCAUCACAUGCACUGAUUGGCUUUGGAGACCAUCAUUGUGCUUUGUUUGGAUGGUCUUUGAGACAGAAGGCAAAUUGAGCACCUAAAGUCAGAAGCAUGGUCUAGAGGAUCCAUCAUCUCAUCUCAUCUCAAUCUUGCUUUUCUUCUGGGAUAAAGGCCUCAGUGUUCCUGAGUUCUUCCUGGAAACCUCCCUGUCCCACCAGCAGAAGGCCUGGACACUGUCUUACCCUGCCCCUGUGAUGUGGCUGAGCUGGGUGCUGCCCAUAGCUCUGCCCUUUGCCUUUGGUUCUGCCCAGGUUACCUGCCCUGGGGAUGGAUCCUCUGUUACCUGCCACCAGCACAAGGUGCUGACCUUUGGUGUCUCUACAGGAAGGGGCACCCAGCACCACUCCUCACCCAAAUAAACACUGCAAAAGGCAGUGAAGAGGAAACCCCACUGACUUGGCUCCUGAAUGGUUAUGAUUUUAUUGAUUCUGUGUCCCAGGUAAGGGCUGCUGAUGACUCAGGGGAGAGUCAGCAUCACUCAGUGCUACUGGAGAUACCCCUGGAGACUUUGGAGCAUCAGCCAGACCUUGAAGAGGAGCCAGCAGGGCACCAGGACAGCACUUUCUCUUCUGGGAGCUGGGGUCUCACCCCAUCCACCCACUGGCUGGCAAUGGGACUCCCCAAAAAUGUAAGAGGGGCCCUGGGAACUGCUCCUGAUGUGUCUCAGCAGCAUUUCCAAAUCACCCUGUGUGCAGGAAAGGGAGGCACAGGCAUGGGAUGCAGCUGGACCAGAGAGGAACCUGACACAGCAGAGUCUGGGGCUGCUCUUUUUUCCACCCCCCAGGAUCCCCAGGUUUGGGCAGAGCCCAAGUCCCAUCCCCAUCCCAGCUGCCCCAGGGUUGCUGCUGCUCUGGCUGUGGGUGAUGUCCCUGGGAUGGGGAAGGACACAUCCACCCCACAUGGGGGAUCUGCAGGAGGCUGUAAGCAGCCCCAUGAUGAUCCCACUGCUGCCACACUCCCCUGCUCCCUUCCUUGACCCACCCCCUCCAGCUGCCCCGCAUCACUGCAGUCAGGAUGCU